Messenger RNA from Poecilia reticulata (guppy), 3533 nucleotides. It is a transcript of the gene gpr108, whose product is annotated as G protein-coupled receptor 108. Gene Ontology annotation, cellular component: membrane; Golgi apparatus. The record is from RefSeq and is a predicted model, not a curated record. Gene Ontology annotation, biological process: transport. NCBI's taxonomy places the organism in Eukaryota, Metazoa, Chordata, Actinopteri, Cyprinodontiformes, Poeciliidae.
UAGCACAACGAAUACAAGAUAUAGACAAAUCGUGUCAAUAGAAAUUUUGACACUGUUAAUAACAUUGUCUGAAGAGCCGCCAUAAAUCAUGUUUCCCCCCUCACUAGCCUGCGGGACAUAUUUAUUCCAGCUGUAGAACAAAUAAUUUGUUGUUCUUCAGUUUGUGACGGCUCUGUCCGAACCCUCCGUAAUAUUGCAAACCAGGAAGUUGCAGCUUCCCAACGUCUGCGACGAGCUAGCUGGUAGUUUACGCAAUGAAAGAACUUAAACAUUGGAACACAUAAAAGACGGUGUUGUUAUUUAACAACGAAAUAGGUCAUUCGUGUGGGUGAGCAUCGUUAACAAUUUCAUUGUAACGAUUCGAGACCGGAAGGACUGCUAGCAAGCUUGUUGUUUAGCCAUCUGGCAGAAUUGUCGACAGCUAACAGUUAACGUUAGCAGGUGUUGUGAUGGCUGUGCCGCACAUACAGUUGUCCUUUGCAGUAAUUUUACUAUUAGUUCUGCUGUCGGGGUGUAACGCGAGGAAACACAAGCUCAGUCUAAAGAAUGAAAUACGGUCUGCCGUUGACCUCAACAACUUUGGUUUCUUCGCAAGUGGAACUCUAAAUGUGAGUCUGCUCUCCCUGUGGCUCAGUGACAGUGUGGACUACAGCACCUCCCCAGUUGGCUUCAGCCUGUCCAGGUCUCGAGUUAAUGGGGUGUUGUCGUACACAGCGGAGGAGACCGAGGAGUGCCCGCUCAAGGCGACGAAGACCACAAACGACGAACCUCUCAUUCUUUUUCUCAUUGACAGCAAGAAUCUGGGAGUCAACGUGAAGGCCUUUGGCGUUCAGGAUAACUACCUGAUUGCCAAACUCAAACCUGAAGAGAAAAAGGUUAGAAAGAGGGCUGAUGGCGAUGGAAAACCAGACGAUGCAAAUGGGAAGCCAUCAAACACAGACCCAAAACAAGGUAAAGAGAAACAAGAAACAGCAGCAAAUGAAAAUCCAAACCCUGCUGGGGAAGCUAAGAAAGUGAGCGAAACUAAAUUUAAGCUGAACAGUUCAGACGAGCGGAUUUUAGUCCUAGACGAAACGAAUGGCUCGUACAGCUUCAGCUUCAGUCUGGAAGUUGGCCCAAAGAAUCAGGGUCUGUACAACCUGAAGUUCCACUAUUGUCAGAACAGGGGGCCUGGAGUCAAGAAGCCUUACAACUUGACGGUGGACGUGGUAGAAAAGAACCCAGGAGGGAGCUACCUGUCUGCAGCCGAAAUCCCCUUGUCUCGUCUUUACAUCUGUAUGGCCGGAGUCUUCUUCACUGCUGCUAUGGUGUGGGUCUACACGCUCAUGAAGCACAGAUACAGCGUGUUUAAGAUCCACUGGCUGAUGGCUGCACUGGCAUUCACCAAGUCCACAUCUUUAGUUUUCCACAGUAUCAACUACCACUUUAUCAACAUCGAGGGUCAUCCUAGCGAAGGCUGGGCCGUCAUGUAUUAUAUCACACACCUGCUGAAGGGGGCGCUCUUGUUCAUCACUCUGGCACUGAUUGGGACGGGCUGGGCUUUCGUUAAAUACAUCCUCUCUGACAAAGAGAAGAAGAUCUUCAUGAUAGUCAUCCCUCUGCAGGUACUGGCGAAUGUUGCCUACAUCAUCAUCGAGUCGACAGAGGAAGGCUCCAGUGAGUACUAUCUGUGGAAGGAGAUCCUCUUUCUGGUGGACCUCAUCUGCUGCGGAGCCAUCCUGUUCCCCGUCGUGUGGUCCAUCCGUCACUUACAGGAGGCUUCCAGCACAGACGGGAAAGCUGCCAUGAACCUGGAGAAGCUCAAGCUGUUUAGGCAUUACUACGUCAUGAUCGUGUGCUACAUCUACUUCACGAGAAUCAUAGCCAUUUUACUGAAGAUCACAAUGCCCUUCCAGUGGCAGUGGUGUUAUGAGUUUCUGGUGGAAGUGUCCACUCUGAUCUUCUUCGUGCUGACCGGCUACAAGUUCCGACCGGCGUCCAACAACCCGUACCUGCAGCUGCCCCUGGAUGAAGAGGACGUGGAGAUGGAUGAAGUAGUGACCGAGUCGGGCGCUCUGGAGGGAAUCUCCAAAGUUAAGAAGACGUCUAACGGACGCGAGUGCCAGAAAGAGCCCGCUCUGUGAGCAGGAGGCUGCGUGGUUGGGAGGGACCAGCCCCGGGUCGGGGUGGGGGCUCAUAUGGACCAAGACCUCCCCCCCCCCACCACUUCCACUGACGGCUCUCUGUUCAAAACUCUUCAAGUGGUUGCAAAGCUCAUGCCCACUGUCUGGCUAUGCAAAACAUAAAAAACAACAAAAAAAAAAAGAUGGCUAACAUGACGGAGGUUGUCCAUUUUCUUUGGGGGUGCUCCACCCAAAACCUGAAGAGCUCCACAAGGGGUUUUUUUUUUUUUUCUGGACGGGUGGGGAAAUGGAACAGAGCUCUGAAAUUCUUUUUUUUUUUCUUCUCUGUUUUUCUCCAAAGCUUAUUAUUGAUAUUAUUAUUAUUAUUAUUAUUUUAGACAAAGACUUGGGUGUGUUUAUAUCGGCUAUUUAAAAACGGUACUCCUGCAUCCUGCAGGCUGCAUCUUUCUUUUUUUUUUUUUUUUCUGUAAAAUGGGAACCAACGUAAUAUGACAAAAAUCUAGAUUUUCCUCCUUUGGAUGCAAUAGCCCAUUCUCAGGUGAAAAAAAAAAAAAAAAAAAAAAAGGAAAAAUCGAUGUUAUCAUAGAGGAAACAGCGCUUCGUUUCCCACCAAUCACACUGCACCGUUCAUGUUUUGCUCAUUGAUUUUUAGGUUGGAAUAAUCAACAGCAGGAUAACUUUUUUUUCUUUUUUUUAAUUUAAUUUGUUUGGUUUCAGUACGUUGCUGUUUUUUGCAUAUUGAAAUGUUUACCAGUAUCAUUGUGUGUGUUGGAGGACGAGGCGUUUCCUCCCAGUGUGUCAUUUUGGAGUGCUGCUGUAAUUUAGUGCUUUAGUGGUUGACAAUAACCUGCUUAUUCCACCAUAUUGACUUGAGGACCUUUAAUUAAAGUGACAGUACGUUUAAAUCAGGCUCUAAAGUGACCAGAGCUGUGGCCAGCUGAGUCCACUUUACCCACUUUUGGUUUUUAACCCUUUUUUGGUCUUGAUGUGUAGACUUUGAUUAAUUCCAGUUGACUUAAGCAGCCGGACAGGGUAGAAGAUCAUUCAUUAAAAGGUGAUUUGUAAAUAUGACUGUUCAUACAAGAGACAGAUUACACUUUAUGAACUGCACAGUGUUUCAGGAUGGAUCAGUUUCAGUGAGAUUUUUGAAUCUUUUUUUUUUUUUUUUUUAAUUCCUUGAAUUGGACCCCAAUCACAUGAAAAGUGCGACUGAGAUUUAACCAGUCAUUCCUGGUUCACUCCUGGAUCUGCAGUGUUUCCACACAGGCAGUCCGUCUCCACCUGCCGGGAGUCCACAGGUAAACAGUCCGUACACAUUAACAGGAGUCGGAUAAAGAAGUCUUUUUUUUAAUUGCUACAGAAGGUUAAUGGAUGUAAGAAUUGCCACAAUAAAGUUGGAGUUUUUUGAAA